Penicillium longicatenatum is the source of this 3126-nucleotide messenger RNA. RefSeq names its product rRNA-processing protein UTP21. The transcript is spliced from 5 exons. The record is from RefSeq and is a predicted model, not a curated record. Lineage: Eukaryota; Fungi; Ascomycota; Eurotiomycetes; Eurotiales; Aspergillaceae. Gene Ontology annotation, molecular function: protein binding. The coding region runs from base 1 to 3126 and encodes 1041 amino acids. Gene Ontology annotation, cellular component: Pwp2p-containing subcomplex of 90S preribosome; small-subunit processome. Gene Ontology annotation, biological process: rRNA processing.
AUGCCGGCCUUGGCCAAUGAUACUUUUGACUUGCCUCUGGCCAAGAGGCAGAAGAGGACGCUGAGUGAAGAAAAGAGGGUAGCUAACCAGCGUGGAGGAUCCAAAAUUUUCGCUCCAUUCCGGACAUUGGGACUUAUUUCUCCAACUUCAGUGCCAUUCACUAGUGUACGUCUGGGAAAGUCUACCUACCAGAUCACGACAUCGGUAGGCCAUACGCUACAGACCUAUGACUUGCGACGAGGUUUGAACUUGAUCUUCUUGAGUCGGCCGCAAACUCCGGAGUUCAUUACAGCGACAUGUGCCUGGCAAGAUAAGGUGUUUGCUGCUUGGGGUUACCUUCGCCGCCGUUCUCCUGGAGGGGUCUGGGUGUUCAAGCGUGGUAAACGAGUCGCAUCCCUGGAAAGCCCGGACUUGGAUGGGCCCAUUGAACGCUUGGUGGUAUUUGGGUCGUGGGUUGUUGGCUGCUGGACUGGCGGUCUUGAAGUGUGGAAGACAGGGAGCUACGAGCACUACGCCAGUCUACGACCCCAGGCGAACUCGGGUUCUGCGGGGGGAGCCAUCUACGCAGGACUAUUGUGCAACAUGCCGACGUACCUGAACAAGAUCUUCGUGGGACGCAUGGAUGGUGCCGUGGAUAUUUGGAAUAUUCGAAGCGGAAAGCUACUGCAUACGUUGCCCCCACCGUCGUCCAACUCAGGACCGGUAACGGCGAUCCACCCAACCCCCGCUCUGUCUCUCCUAGCCAUUGCCCACAAGAGCGGUGCCUUGUCGAUCCAAAAUGUCGACUCGGGGCAACUCGUAUUGUCACUCCGAACUCCCUCGGCACGCGCUCUGCCUGUGACAUCAAUCACAUUCCGAAGUGAUGGUCUUGGCGCAGGUCACGAUGGCCGGAAGGCCGGCGUCAUGGCUACUGCCGCCAGUGGGAGUGGUGAUAUCACCAUGUGGGAUUUGAAUGAUGGGGGCCGAGUGGCUGGUAUCCUCCGUGGAGCCCAUCGAGUAGCAAACCGAGACAAUGGCACGGGUGUGAAUCGUAUCGAGUUCUUGGAUGGACAGCCAGUGCUUGUGUCCUCAGGGGAUGACAAUGCCUUGAAAACAUGGAUAUUUGACGAGACUCCGUUCUCUCCGACACCCCGGCCACUCCAUGUACGAGGGGGCCACUCCGCCGCCGUCAGCGCACUUGAAUUCUUGCCCGCUGCCUCCGAUGGAUCUGACUCUGGUGGGAAAUGGCUUCUCAGUGCAAGCAAAGAUUGUAGCCUCUGGGGGUUAAGUCUACGGAAAGAUAGCCAACACGCCGAGAUUUCGCAAGGCAAUGUAGAGAGCAAGUCGAAGAAAAUGGGUCCCACUGAUCCAUCUAACUCGGUGGUUGACCCUCUCAAGGCAUCCGAGGUGACCUGUAUUGCAUGUUCUCUAAAUCGAGAUGGGGGCAUGGGCAUCACUACGUCGGGCCCCAUAUGGUCGAACCCCAAGUUCACCAAUACCGAAUCUACCAACUCCACUGGAUGGGAAAGCGUCGUGACCGGUCACCGAGGAGACAAGUAUGCGCGAACUUGGUUCUGGGGAAAGAAGAAAGCCGGCCGCUGGGCGUUUGGAACAAACGACGGCACCGAAGUCAAGAGCGUGGCUGUUUCUCAAUGUGGAACUUUUGCAGUCAUUGGAUCCGCCGGGGGGUCCAUCGAUAUGUUUAAUCUACAAUCCGGCCAACAUCGGCAGAGCUUUCCAUCUCGGGGAUCCAAGUCUCGUGCCAUGAAAAUGCAGGGAGGGAGUGAUUCGGCCUUUGCUUCCUCGCGCCCUAUAGAUGCCAGACACACGAAGGCGGUGACUGGAUUGAUGAUUGAUAAUCUUAACCGGACCGUAAUUAGUUGCGGCCUGGAUGGGAAAGUCAAGUUUUGGGAUCUGCUUUCAGGCUCUUUGCUAGAUGAAUUGGAUUGGAAUCCAAUGGCAGCAGUAACUGGCAUUCGCUACAGUAAGACGAGCGAGCUGGUCGCAUUCAGUUGUGAUGACCUCUCUAUUCGUGUGGUUGAUCUUGAGACUAGAAAGCUAGUGCGUGAAUUCUGGGGCUGUGUGGGUCAAGUUAACGAUUUCAUCUUCUCCAAUGAUGGCAGGUGGAUCAUUGCGGCGUCCAUGGACUCCGUAAUACGAGUCUGGGACUUGCCCACCGGACAUCUCAUCGACAUCUUCCGCGUUUCCAGCACUUGCGUCUCAUUGACCAUGUCAUCCACAGGGGAAUUCCUCGCUACCGCACAUGCCGGAAGCAUUGGUAUCAGUCUCUGGAGCAAUCGUAGCCUGUUCAUGCCCGUGUCCACCAAGAAUAUGGAUGAGGAUCUCAUCGAAGAUGUCGGUGUCCCCACCACAUCGGGCGAGAGCGGCGCGGGUCUGGUUGAAGCGGCCUUCAUGGAGGCCCCUGGGGCAGACGAGGCAGAAGGACCCGUACUGACAACUGAACAGCUGCAGCAGGAUAUGGUCACUCUCAGUCUGGUUCCUAAAAGCAAAUGGCAGGCAUUGGUCCAUCUUGACUCUAUCAAGGAACGCAAUCGGCCCAAGGAAGCACCCAAGGCUCCUGAGAAGGCACCAUUCUUUCUUCCCUCCAUGCUCAGUGAUACGCACUCUCAACCGCCGCAUCAAGCCGCUGCUGAGGCCGCCGAGGCUGGGUCUCUCUCACACAACGUAGAGGUAGAGCGAUCGCGUGUGUCCAAAAUGCCAACUGGCGGGGUCAGUUCUGCAUCCACCAUCACUCAAUUGCUCCAGUCCGGUCACGGAACUGGGAAUUUCGAUUCCUUGAUUGAGCAUCUCAAAUCCCUUUCCCCAGCACGAGCUGACUUGGAGAUUCGUUCUCUUGAUCCUCGGGCGCGCAAUGGAUUCUCUGAGCUGUCCAGUUUUAUCAAGGCCCUCACAAUCCGUCUCAAACUAAGAAGAGAUUUUGAGCUGGUCAACGCAUGGAUGGCGGUGUUCCUGAAAAUUCAUGCUGACACGGUGGAACUUUGUUCCCAUCAUGAUGAACCCGAAUACCAUCUAUUGCAAGAAGCCCUCACCUCUUGGGCCCAUGAACAGGAACAGGAAGGCAGGCGUCUUGCUGAACUGGUUGGAUACUGCCGUGGAGUUGUUGGAUUUCUCCGAUCUGCACGAUAA